This is a messenger RNA of Schistocerca cancellata (South American locust), 1842 nucleotides long. Its product is annotated as T-cell activation inhibitor, mitochondrial-like. Lineage: Eukaryota; Metazoa; Arthropoda; Insecta; Orthoptera; Acrididae. The record is from RefSeq and is a predicted model, not a curated record. Gene Ontology annotation, cellular component: mitochondrion. The transcript has 10 exons. Bases 132 to 1610 code for a protein of 492 amino acids.
AUCAUGUGCAGGUUGUAAACAUCAGUGUUCUGUGGUGUUAUUGCGUAGAGCUUAAGGUUGCAGUUUGACAUUCGAGUUUUUAAACGUUGUCGCUGCAGUUGCGUACAAAAUCAGUGUUGUUGUAACUGUCAAUGGAGAAAUGUUUCAUGAAGUGGCUUGCACUUCAAAAGAAGACACUGUUUUUUUGGUCCACUGGCACACACAGAUGCAGAUUUUCCCGAUUAUUAAGUUCUUCAGAAGUUUCGACAGCUUUGCGACCAUUUUAUUUUUCUGUGCAUCCUGACCUCUUUGGUCAGUAUCCAACUGAGAGGACUGUGAAUGAAAAUUCUCUCAAACAACUUAAUUCAUACCUCGAAUUGCUGCAGCAAAAGCGACCAACAAGGCCAGCAACACUUACUUUUUAUCUGAGGUCUCAGAGUCCUAGUUAUGACAACACUGUAAAAGGUUUGUUUCGAACAGUGAAGAUUAAUCUUUCACACAGAGAUUUACGAAAAACUGUACAUGGUAUUUUAAAGACGUGUAACUUACCAACUGCUUAUGUAGAGAGGAUACCUGAAAAAUCUGACACCACAAGUCCAAAUGAAUUCAAGUUUGAUGCAGUAAAAUUUGAACAGAACGAUCCCAUGUAUGGAAGCUACAUUCUUAAAAGUAAAAUUAAAAAAGCAAAGGAAACAGAAACAUUAAGGUCCUGGCUGGAGGAAAAUGUAACUGUGGCUCGAGAGAAGCUGGCUGCUAGAAAGCCUGUAAGGACAGAAAUUGUAAGACUACAGGAUACAUUAAGAAAAUCUUUGGGCCUUAAAGCAAUAUUGUGGGAUUGUGGCUGGAAUGUGACACACUUUCGUGGUUGCUUGCAAAGUUUCCAGGCGUUGGUACGAAACCAUCCUGAAAUUGUUGGCUCUCUACAAGGAAGAACUCUGCUGUUUGGUAAUGACACUGGAGUGAGUCUGGAUGGACAUAUUAUGCUCAACAGUGGAGAAGUUAGGCACAAUUGGCUAGAUCUAAUAAAAAAUUUGCACAAACAAGAUGAUGCUCUUCUACGAAUCCCUGCAUUUGAAAAGGCUGUAUCAAGGGUUCUUAAGGAUAUCAAAGUUGUAAGAAGGAAAUUUCAGCCAAAAGUGAUGGCAAAGCACUAUGAAAAUCAUUUACGUCGUCUUAUGACGUCUCUUGGUGACUACAGAGGAAGAACUGGCUAUCCUAGGCACUGGCCCAACACACUGGAAAACUAUGAAUUAGUUGUAGAAACGGAAGCAGGCCCAUUGAUGCUGUCUCCUACUGGGCAGUUCAUAGUUCCUGCAUCGUGCCCUGGUUUUCUUGUUGUCAAUUUUAUAGACGGAAACAUGGAGAAAGCUGAAGAACUCCUUGUCUGCUACCAACAUGAUAAACAUAUUGAACGAGACCUCUGUAAACAGUGUGAAGAGGUAUUUCAAUUGGAAGCCCUACAGAAAGAUGACAACAUAACACCUGAAUUGAUGAUAGAAUGUUGCACUCAGUUGCUGAAGAAUGUGGAUGUCCUUGUACCAGUCCUGAAAGGUGUGCACUUGUGGGUUACAAACUAUUAUUCAGUUCUCUCUGGUGGAGAAAUGUGUAUACCCUGGAAUUGGAAACUCUGAUUUUUUUGUUCAUAGAGUUCUUGAUUAAUGAGAGAAAUAUCUUAAAUAUGUGUAGAAUGAAGAAUGAUAAUGUUAUUUGACAAUAUGGCUUUACUUAACUCUGUAGCAAGUAAAUUAUUGUGAACCAUAUAAAUAUAAUCUGUAUAGUAUUACAUGAAUGCUCAGAAUGUGAAAGGAAAGAUAAAUUGUUACAGAAUAUGUUUUUGUAUCACAAUGUACCUGAAAAUUAAAA